AAUCCAUAUUUCAAAGUUCAAAAAUCAAAAAAAAAAAAAAAAAAAAGAAUGGUUGGUGCUGAACAAGUUCUGAAACUCCUAGACUCCUAUUGGUUUGAGACUACAAUCUUAAGCAACAAAGCCCUUUCAAAACUUGAUCAAUAUUCCCAUAAUAAGAAGGUGGUGGAAGAAGGAAAAGAAGAAGAACAAGUGAUUCAUAUAAAGCUCAUAGAAGAAGUUGCAAAAGCAGCUAAUAAUACACUUGAAUUCAGGUCCUUCAGUGAUCAAAACUUGGGAUACACGGCAUCUGUUUUCUCCGAUUCGCCGUCGCCGAAUUCCGUCCUCCCUUUACAGAAACUGAGGACAAUUCCUUCCGGAACAGACGUAAGAGAAUUCGCAGUGGAAAGUUCUAGAAUCCAUGAAAACCAACGCACUGUCAAAAGAAGAAGAUUCAAGAACAGAGGCAAUUUUUACAGCAGCAAGAGCUUAACGGAACUUGAGUUUCAGGAGCUGAAAGGGUUUAUGGAUUUGGGUUUUGUGUUCACUGAAGAAGAUAGAGAUUCAAGGUUGGUUUCUUUGAUACCUGGGUUGCAAAGACUGGGAAGAGAAGAAAACGAAGAACAGAACAAAAACGAUGAAAUUGCUUUGGUUUCGAAUUCUAAGCCUUAUUUAUCAGAGGCUUGGGAUUUUUAUGAACAAAAGGAGAUUAGAAAUAUUUCAUUGUUCAAUUGGAGGGUGCCAGUUUUGGGAAAUGAGAAUGACAUGAAGCACAAUCUUAAGUCUUGGGCUCAUACAGUUGCAUCUAUUGUAAGAUAACCCUCGGCCCGAAAUUCACCUUUAAGUUAUUUUUAUGUGAAAUUAAUAGUUAAAAAUUGUAAGAUAAUUUAAUAUAUUUGAUUAAAUUGUAAUCACAUAAAUAAUCGUAUGUAAA
Messenger RNA from Arachis stenosperma, 910 nucleotides. RefSeq lists its product as uncharacterized. The transcript has a single exon. Lineage: Eukaryota; Viridiplantae; Streptophyta; Magnoliopsida; Fabales; Fabaceae. The record is from RefSeq and is a predicted model, not a curated record. The coding region runs from base 49 to 795 and encodes 248 amino acids.